GAUGGAGUAUGUCAUACGUCGUGGUAGGGCCAAUCACGUUCAGUUGUGUGCACUCAUCUUCACCUCCAGCUACUUCCCCACUCCGCCCUGUGGGCUACAAUUCCAGGACAAGGAUUGGAGCGUUGAUAUUCCCGUUCCCAUUCCCACUGGGCCCACGGGUCUACGUAAACAUGUGGCUCCAAAAGUCUCAUCAGUAAUACCAGUUGAACACAGGAGAGCAAAAUCAACAGAGUUUAGCAACGAAGGACGGCCGUACCUGAAAGUCCUGCACCUCGCAGACCUGCACUACGACCCGAGCUACAGAGAGGGAUCCAGCACGAAAUGUGGAGCACCCAUAUGCUGUCAAGCCCAAAGCGGAUCACCAAUGACAGGCGAGGCAGGAGCGGGCAGAUGGGGCGACUAUGGACCGUGCGAUUCCCCCGAGAUUCUGGUGCGCAACAUGCUGGAGGACAUCCGUCGCCGACACAGCGACAUCGACUACAUCAUCUACACCGGAGACAGCGUGGCGCACGACCUCUGGAAACUGAGUCGUGAGAAGAACACUAAAGUUAUCAACAAAGUAGGAGAGCUUCUUAAAGAAUAUUUCCCGUACACCCCCAUCGUCGGGGCGCUGGGCAACCACGAGUCUUUUCCGCGAGACAGUUUUCCCCCACCCGAGGACGCCACAGUCAACCGGAAAUUCAGCAACUUGUGGCUGUACAACUUGAUGGCCGACCAGUGGCAGAGCUUCCUGCCCAACGUCAACAUCUCCACAGAAGCCAGGAUAUCAGGAUCGUAUUCUGUUCUAAUCCAACCGGGAUUCAGGAUCAUCUCGCUCAACACAAAUUUCUGUUAUAAAUUCAACUGGUGGAUCAUGUACAAAAACAACGAUCCCGGCAACGUGCUCCGCUGGCUGGUACGUGAACUGCAGAAGGCGGAGGACAAGGGGGAGUAUGUACACAUCAUCGCACACAUCGCCCCGCUCUAUGCCGACUGCUAUGAGCAGUGGCGAUACCAAUUCUCUAGGAUCGUUUCUAGGUUUUCUGGGACGAUCAGAGGCCAAUUCUACGGCCACAGUCACAUGACUGAGGUGCUGCUCAACUAUGACGUUAAUGACCCCAAGCGUCCCGUAGGAGUACAAUACCUCACCCCCAGCAACACGCCCUAUCACCGCCUCAACCCUUCAUACACUCUCUUCUAUGUCGAUGGCAGCCAUCCUGACUCGACACGAGCGGUGCUUGACUCGAACACUUACUUCCUGAACCUGACGGCGGCGAACGCCCACGACGACGUGACGUGGCAUCUGCUGUACAGCGCCCGCAGGGACCUCAGCCUGCGGACGCUCGAGGCGCCGGACUGGCACGACCUCGUCCGCAGGAUGGACAAAGAUCCUGAACUUACACGGAAAUUCCAUGCAUUUGCUGUGAAGAUGAGCGACGUUCUGAAGGACGAAUGCGACAAGAGCUGCAGACGAGUUAUUGUCUGCAAUAUGGUGGAGAGCGACAGAUUUCUGCCUAGAAAAUGCAAAAAUUCACGAUAAUAUCUAAUAUCUAAAUUUAUCAAUACAUUAUAUUAGUAUAAGUUUUCAAUAGCUUGUUAAUUAAAUAAAUUUCUGAUGAUCCCUCAAAGUAUGUUUAAAUAAAGAUGUACAUUAUUUUACCUCAAGUCUUACAAAAUGUACGGUACACCAUAAGAGGGGCAUGCCACUCUGCGGUUCAUCAUUACAUGCAAUAUGUAUAUUAAUGUUUGUGUUUGUUUGAUACUCUAUUUUACAAGUAUAUAGUUGUUAAUCGCGGCCUAUUGUAACUCUUUUUUAUCUGAAAGUUUAUUUAGAGUAGGAAAAUUCUAUGACAUUGCAAAACAGGGGUUUGAAUUAAAAAUCAAAAUCCAAUAUACUUUCAUAUGUCUAUAAAAAUUUAUAUUUUCAAUGUAUCACACAUUAACAAUUAUCUUUGAAUUUCAAUCAAGUGGGGGCAAGCUUUUUUUGUUGAAUGUGGGUUUGAACAGAUGUUUCUUCCGUAAAAUUUACAUUCGAUUAAGAAAUAUUAUUAACGACCUGAUUAAGCGGUUAAUGAAUCUACUAGUCCUAUAGUGCGUGUUCAGGAUAUGAGUCUUAUUGAGUGUCCAGGAAAAUGUAUCCAAAACUUUGUUACUAGCCCUCAAGUACAAGUUCUAGUGCUUAUUUAGGAUACAAGUCCUAUUGCGUGUCCAGGAUAUAAGUCCUAUAGUGAGUGUCCAGGAAACUGGAUCGGAAAAUGUUUUACUAGACCUAAGGUCAUGACAGUUACAGAAACAGUAGUUGCACAAAAAAAUGUGAGUUAAAAAUGAAUAAUUGUGAAUUAAAAUUGAAUAUGUAAUUUAGUUUCAAAAUGUAAUGGUUCCUCGAAUUCUCAUUAGGAGGUCAUGUUGCGGUUUUAUAUUAUCUGAGAAUUGCAGUAAGUCUUGAUUUUUCAGUCAGGAUGAAUUUGAUUUGAGAAUUUUUUGGAUGGCAGAAAAUAUGAGUUGAUAUGAAAAUUGUUAAGUUUCAGGGAUUCUCUAUUCCAAUUAAUGCCCAGGGAUUGUCUAUUUGAAAUGUUAGUCUGAGUCUGUUAGCUAUGAAUUUUUCGCCAUUGAAAGUUGAUAUAAGGGUGUGUUUCAUAUCUUCCAUAAUCAUUUCAGCUUUCUUAUAGCAAUCUAAGAAAUCAAAACAGUUCCAUCGGCUUAAUUACUUGGACAAGAUAGCAAGACAGAUUUUUUUUAAAUCAAAUAA
Molecule: messenger RNA, 2728 nt
Organism: Hyalella azteca
Lineage: Eukaryota; Metazoa; Arthropoda; Malacostraca; Amphipoda; Hyalellidae
Product: sphingomyelin phosphodiesterase
Exons: 9
Coding region: 2-1519 (505 amino acids)
Biological process (GO): sphingomyelin catabolic process; ceramide biosynthetic process
Cellular component (GO): lysosome
Molecular function (GO): acid sphingomyelin phosphodiesterase activity
Source: RefSeq, a predicted model, not a curated record